Messenger RNA from Fusarium fujikuroi IMI 58289, 720 nucleotides. RefSeq lists its product as uncharacterized. Lineage: Eukaryota; Fungi; Ascomycota; Sordariomycetes; Hypocreales; Nectriaceae. Bases 1 to 720 code for a protein of 239 amino acids. The record is from RefSeq and is a predicted model, not a curated record. The transcript has a single exon.
AUGGAGUCUAUUUGGAAUAAGUAUAGCGACGACAGAGCAGCCGUCAUUGAAGAUACGUUCACGAUCGCAAUGAAUCGUGGUCAACAAGAGUGGUCAAACGCUGACAGAGACGCCAUGAGUCAAGCAGUUGAUGAUAUUGUGUUCUCUCUUGGAGGAGAAGAGGGCUUGACAUUCGUGGAAUUUGAAGUUCUGGUUACGCAUGCCGCUCGCGUCGAUCCGAGAAGCCAGCUCGGCUUCCUCGACAGCGUGUCCGAUACCAUCCGGGCUUCUCGUAGCCCUGAAGCCUUCUCAGAGUAUGAUGAACGAUUUCUGAAUUUUGUUGUGGGCAUCCACAACGGACUCACCGUUGCACGUGGAGCCAACCUGGGCUUGCUUGUCCCACCACCUUUGGCAGAUGCUAACCUGGCUCAGCAUGUUCUUUGUCAAGGGCCGCCUCCCGUUAACUCCAUGCAAUUUCCAAGCUGCGAUACCACUCGUACUUGGAAGUCUGAGUAUGAAGAGGUCAGCGGCGCAGGUAAGUACACCAGCUCGGUCGUUGAGACUGUAACUGGUGAUGCAUUCGUGUCCGGAGGUGUUUAUAGCACAACGUCGACGACCUCAAGUUCUUUCACCCCCUUAUGCACCCCCAUGCUUGGAAUCCGUGAGGCUUCGGUUGAUGUCAGGCAAUCUGUCGAAGACUUUGCAGAGUUGACCCCUGAGACUGGAUUUGGUGGUUUCUAG